UGCAUGAGAUUACAAGCCAAAAUGAUAUGUCUAUUAGGUAUUGUAUUCCGAUGAAGUAUAUAUCUUAACUUUCUUCUUGAUAACUAUCAUACAAUAAUUAUAAAAUGUCGCAACCACCCUACCGACCAAUCAAGCGUCUUCUCAUAGCAAAUAGGUGCGUACUUAAUAUUCGCUUCUCUUUCACCACGUCCAUGUCCAUCUCUUCCCAAGCUUACUUCCAAAAGGGGAGAAAUAGCAACACGUAUAAUAUCCACAGCAAGAGAACUGGAUAUCGAGACCUACUCUCUUUACACCGAAAAUGACUCCUCUCACACUCUACACUCAACCCAUUCCAUUAAACUUCCCUCUCCAUCAUCGUAUCUGGAUAUCUCAGCUCUAAUAUCUAUUGUCCAAAAACAUGAUAUCGACACUAUUCAUCCCGGCUAUGGAUUCCUCUCCGAAUCACCCAAAUUUGCAGAGAGGAUGUGGAAAGAGGCUAAUGCGAUUGUCAUUGGGCCUGGGCCUGAAAUUCUAGAAAGAACAGGUGAUAAAUUAAUGGCAAGACAACUGGCAAAUGAAUGUCACGUUCCUAUUCUCCCUGCUCUUCAAACUUCCACAAAUGAUAUUUUUCAACUCCAUGAUUUUGCAUCCUCAGUUGGCUACCCUAUCAUUAUUAAAGCUGUAGACGGGGGCGGCGGUCGCGGUAUUAGGAUUGUGACCCAAGAAACAGAGUUGGAAGAUAUGCUCAAAGCAGCAUUGAGAGAAAGUCCAAGCAAGAAAGUUUUUGCAGAAAAAGCGGCGAUUGAUGGUUAUAGACAUGUGGAAGUGCAAAUUAUUGGGGAUGGAAAAGGAGGUGUAAGACAUCUUUGGGAGAGGGAAUGCAGUAUUCAGAGGCGAUUUCAAAAGGUUGUGGAGUUUGCGCCGAGUGGAGCAGCGGAUAGAGAUUCAAUAGGCAGGGUGAUUGAUGCAGCAUUGAGGAUGGCUAAAAAGGUGAGAUACUUGAAUGGUUCAAUCAGACUAGGAAUUGAAGUAUUUAUCAUUUUUAAAGGUCAAUUACUACUCACUUGGAACCUUUGAGUUUCUCGUCCGGCAAUCAUCCCCGGAAUUCUACUUCUUAGAAAUCAACCCGCGUCUACAAGUCGAACAUACCAUUACCGAAUCUUUGGCUCUUGGCAUCGAUCUCGUCAAAAUCCAACUUCUCCUCGCUGAAGGUCAUUCCCUCCCAUCCCUCCUUCCGCGAUUUCUCCCAUCUAGCCCCUCUACACCACCCGAAAUCCACUCACUCCAACUCCGCAUCACAGCCGAGUCACCCUCACAGGACUUCUCUAUUAGUCCGGGAAAAAUCUCAUCGUUCCAUUUUCCAUCCGGAAAUGGUAUUCGAGUAGAUACUCAUCUGCAUCCAUCAACUUCCGCCGUCAUCGGCACAGAUUUCGAUAGCUUACUAGCAAAACUCAUUAUCACCGCACCUACCUGGCUAGAUGUUAUUGCGAAAGCUAAACGUGCCUUGGAUCACACAUUCAUCACUGGUAUCGAAACAAAUUUGAAUCUGUUAAGGGCUAUUGUGGCUAGUGACGAUUUUAGGAGACAGAAAUGCGAUACGAGAUGGCUGAAGAAGAAUCUACCGAUGCUGCUUGAAUCAGCAAGUAACAUAGGCAAUAACUUGAAGAAUGUGGUACCAUCGAUAUCCACAACUCAGAUACCGGCUCUGCCUAUAUCAUCAAAUGUUCUCUUUCGUCCAAGAGAUGCAUGGGAUAUUUUUCUUACUCCUGAAAAUUCGAAAGAUGGCUCUGGAAAUACAUCACAGACGCCAUAUCAUCUCCAAAUAACUCGCAUUCUAACCAACAACUUCCCUUCUUUACUCAAAGCCAACAUCCUCUUUACUUCCCCCUCAUCCACUAGCUCAUCCUCAAAACCAACACCCUACACUCUCUCACUUACCUCCUCCACCUCAUCUUCCUCCCAACAAUCCUCACAAAAUCAUCGUCUUGGCAAUCUUUCAAACCCAAACCAUAUAACCGCCCCCUUCCCAGGUAAACUCAUUGAAAUCUAUGUAGAAACAGGUGAUAGAAUAUUAGCCGGACAAGCCAUUUGUGUAAUAAGACAGAUGAAAAUGGAAGUUGAGAUACGAAGUAAAAAAGGAGGGAUCAUCACAUGGGUUCUUGGAGAUGAGGAAGAGGAGGAGGUAUGGGAGGUUGGGUUAGAUGUUAGGGAGGGAGUUCUGAUUUGUGAGUUGGAGGAUGAAGAUGCAUUUGGAAGGGAUAGUAAACUUUAGAUGCCCUUGAUGCCGGGUAGGAGAUAUCGAAAAGUGUUAUUUGGGCUGGAAGUUGGAUUAGUGCUAGAAUGGCCGAUGCCAGAUUGCAGCAUGAUUAUUAGUAUUUUUUUUAGGGGGAGGGGAGGGGAGCCUAGUUAACACAAAUAUCGCCGCGAGCUAAUCGAGAGAAGGCUAAUUCUCAUUUAGGGCUUUGAGUUGAUUGAGAAGAGAAAUAACCGGUCUGGUAUUAGUAUGUCAUUUAUGAACUACUUUGGGAAUUAUUCAUUCGAUAUCCCCACAAUCUGAUUCAGAUAUAAGACUACCAAAAUAGAUAGUAGCAAUAGGUAUAACAAACUUCGAACCUGGGU
Messenger RNA from Sclerotinia trifoliorum, 2598 nucleotides. Lineage: Eukaryota; Fungi; Ascomycota; Leotiomycetes; Helotiales; Sclerotiniaceae. The record is from the annotation of a GenBank genome assembly.